This is a messenger RNA of Cylindrotheca closterium, 1251 nucleotides long. Lineage: Eukaryota; Bacillariophyta; Bacillariophyceae; Bacillariales; Bacillariaceae. The record is from the annotation of a GenBank genome assembly.
AUGGCUACCAUCAAUGGCCAGCAACUGUUUACUGGUGGAACCUUUGAUUUCACGGCUUCUGGUGGUGGUACUGAAGUUUUGGAGGAAGAUGUUGAAUAUGAAGAAGUUGAAGUAUCUGCCAGCAGUGGCUCAGAUAGUGAAAGCAGCAGCAGUGGUUCCAGUAGCAGCAGUAGUAGUAGUUCAGAUAGUGACAGUAGUUCCGGAAGUUCAAGCAGCAGCAGUAGCUCAGGCAGUUCAAGCAGCAGCAGCAGUAGCUCAGGCAGUUCAAGUAGCAGCAGCAGCAGCUCGGGCAGUGGUGGAGCUUCUCCAGAGAUUUCCCCGAACAGCUCAGCCAAUGGUGGAGUUUCUCCAGUGAUUUCUCCUGUAUCGAGCUCACAGAAAAGUAGUCCUCAAGCUCCAGACGACCUUGUCUCUCCAUCAUCAAAGGCCCAAGAAUACUCGUCAACUGUAGACGACGAUGUUGCAUAUACCCACGGUUUGCCACUGGAGGACGCUCCGAGCAUCAACGUUGAGCCCUCCAAUAUAAGUGCCGAUCGCAGUGCAAUAACAGACUGUUUGCCUCCGUCCGAUCAAUCCUAUACGGCACCCCCACUCCAACAAUAUUAUCAACCACUACCGUCACAACUUCCGCAAGAUCCCAUGGAACGAGAAGCCAUGUUGGAAUCGUCUCGCGAACUCGAUACAGAAAUUGCUCAGAAGUACAUGGAUUUGGGCAAAUCGCUCAAACACAAAGGGGACUUUGAGGGAGCUGCACUGGAAAUGAAUAAAGCAUUAGCCCUGCGGCGGAAAUGCUUGGGCAAAACUCAUCCUGACACAGCCUCGUCCUACUAUCAAUUGGGAUUGCUAUACUACCAAUCUGGGCAGUACGAUCUGGCAUUUGGAGAUUUGAAACGGGCUUUGACAUUAGGGAGAAAUGUCUGGGGACGUCAACACGAGGAUACCGCCUGUACCUAUUUUCAGCUUGGUCUCGUACUGAAUGCAAAACAGGACUUCAAGACUGGAUUGCGAGAACUGACGAAGGCAUACAAAAUUUUCCGAAAGAUAAUGGGCCCGGAUCAUCCAGCCACAGCUCGAACGCUGCAAUACAUGGGAGACUCGCAUGCGGGAAUGAGUGACUCAGCCGGGGCCGUAGUCCACUACAGCAAAGCGUUGGCGAUCCAGACGGUUACCAUGGGAAAACAUCACCCACAGACCAUUGAAACCUUUCACAAGAUGACGAUGGAAUUGAACAAACCGGAGAGGAAUAGGUGA